AUGAAGUAUUCCACAAUUUUCUUCUUCAUCAACUUUUUUGUAUUGAUUCACAUCGUUAAAGCGACUCGUGUGCGAAUACAUUCUAACAUUUAUACUGAUACGAGUUGCAGAGGGGAUGUAUCAAAUUUUAAAGGACAUGUGUGGUACGACACUGGUUACGUACAUUGUAAUAAUAAUUGUACAUUGAUGGAUACUUCAAAUGCACCAAAUGAGUUAUUUGAAGUUCAUGUAAGAGUGUAUAAGACUGAUCAGUGGAGAAAUUCGGAUCAUGACGUAUGUUAUGGAGUUAACGGAUAUGAAUCUAAUUGGACUCUAGAUGAUAUGGAUUGUAGUCAAUUUCCCGAUGCUCCGACUUGCGAAUCUUAG
Messenger RNA from Funneliformis mosseae, 366 nucleotides. The record is from the annotation of a GenBank genome assembly. NCBI's taxonomy places the organism in Eukaryota, Fungi, Glomeromycota, Glomeromycetes, Glomerales, Glomeraceae.